AUGAACGGCAGCCUCUUUACCCCAGAUGACCCCGACAUCUGUCGCAUGGAGCCUGGCCCGUCCACCGACCGUCUGUGGGACGACAUACUGUACAAUCGCUACGUCCCUCUCAAAGCGGAAGAGAUCCGGGCAAUGGGAAAAGAUCCCUCAAUGUACGCCAAACUCAAACCAUACGAUCAUCCAACACGUGGCGUCCCAGCGGAUACGGAGAACGACCCGCGCUACUUCGGCCAGCUGGACGUCUUCCACAAGUUACACUGCCUGAACGAGCUGCGCAAAGGCACUUUUGAGCAAUACUGGGGCCCGCGGUACGAGAACCGCACUCGCCUUCAUUGGCAGCACAAAGCACACUGUGUCUCCAUGCUGUUCCAAGACCUCAAGUGCAACGCCAACGGCGAUCUCGUCCCGGCGUACUGGCUACGCCUCGGCAAUGGCCUCAUGCACGACUUUAGCAUCAACCGGAAGUGCGCGAAUUGGGAUGCGGUCGUGGCGUGGAGGAAUGAGUAUGCCUUGUCCAUUGACGAGUAUGAGACGUGGGGCGCAGACUUGAUUGCGAAGCCCAAAGACGGCGACGAGGGUAUCAAUGAGAAUCCAGAGGGGUACUUCCGAAUUUUUGGGGAAGAUGGAAUGGAUGUGGAGAGGAAUAAAUGGAACGUGCAGAUUAGUGAUGAGGAGGUUGCACAGAGAGUAUUGCAGCCAUUAUAG
Neohortaea acidophila is the source of this 705-nucleotide messenger RNA. RefSeq lists its product as uncharacterized. The transcript has 2 exons. Gene Ontology annotation, biological process: mycotoxin biosynthetic process. NCBI's taxonomy places the organism in Eukaryota, Fungi, Ascomycota, Dothideomycetes, Mycosphaerellales, Teratosphaeriaceae. The record is from RefSeq and is a predicted model, not a curated record. Bases 1 to 705 code for a protein of 234 amino acids.